AUGCCCGACCGCGCUACCGGUACCAGGAGCUUCAACGAGCUCAUUGACGGGAUAAAGAACUUUGCCACAACAAAACAGCCAUCGGGCAAAGCAAGCAGUUCAGGCAAGAAAGGCAAAGGAAAGCGACAGGCCGACACCUGCGACAUUCCGGACAAAAGCAAACCCAACGCCAAUAACCCUAGCAACGGGUCCGGCACCAGUGGUGGUGCCAGCGGCGGAACUGUGGCCGGAGGAGCAGUUGCUGGUGGAGCUGCUGCUGGUGGAGCUGCUGCUGGUGGAGCUGUUGUCGGCGGUGCUGCAGCUGGAGGUGCCACGGUUGGUGGCGCCGCUGCAGCCGGUGGAGCUGCCGCUGGCGGAGCUGCUGUUGUUGGAGGAGCGGGAGCUGCAGCCGGUGGCGCCAUUGUCGGCGGUGCUGGCUCGAUCAUCGGCGGUGGCGACGACAACAGUGAUGGUGGUAGCUCUGGUGGCAGCUCUGGUGGCAGCUCUGGUGGCAGCUCUGGCGGCAGCUCUGGUGGCAGCUCUGGCGGCAGCUCUGGUGGCAGCUCUGGUGGCAGCUCUGGUGGCAGCUCUGGUGACAGCUCUGGUGGCGACUCUGGUGGCAGCUCUGGUGGCGACCCUAGUGGUAGCUCUGGCAGCGGGGACUCGGGGGCAAGCAGCGGAAGCAGCAAUGCGACGCCCGACUCUCCGUCACCAGAGGCCCCCACCAGUGAGAGUGUGGCGACCACCCAACCGACCACUACCACUCUGAGCGAGCCGAGUCCCACGACGACCGAGGAGCCGCAGGUGAGCACCACGUCGGCGCCUGAGUCGGAUUCCGCCACAACCCAAGCGUCUUCCUCCGAAUGGGUCGAGCCGUCCACCACCUCCCAGUGGGUCGAGCCGUCUACCACCUCCCAGUGGGUCGAACCGUCUACCACCUCCUAG
This is a messenger RNA of Vanrija pseudolonga, 924 nucleotides long. RefSeq lists its product as uncharacterized. NCBI's taxonomy places the organism in Eukaryota, Fungi, Basidiomycota, Tremellomycetes, Trichosporonales, Trichosporonaceae. The record is from RefSeq and is a predicted model, not a curated record. Bases 1 to 924 code for a protein of 307 amino acids. The transcript has a single exon.